AAAUAGUAGGACAUUAUUCUAGCUUUAUUUCAGCGAUCAAAAAUGAUUUUUGAUAGUUUUAGUUAACAAUAAAAACAUUUAAUUUAAUAAAUUUACCAUUGUCCCAAUGAGAAAAGAAGAGAAGGUUAAUUCAGGUUAGGAUAUGGUGAGUAAUGCUAAUUGUGUUUCAACCUGAACAUAUUAUAAUAGGUGCUUAAUGUCUUACAAUUUCCUUUGUGUUUAUUUCCCAAGAGUGUAUGCGUAACCUGAAGAGGAAGUGAUCUGUUCUGACUUUAGCCAGUGGAGAUCAAGGUCGGGGAUUUGAAGGACAUUGAUUAAUAAAUGUUUCAUCUUUUACAGCUCACAUGUGCUGUCGCAGCUCCUCCAGAGAUAUCAGGAGAGCAGACGUGUUCUGUGUGGGCCGUCACUGGACCCGCUUCCAGCAGUGACGUCACAGUGAUUGACCCGGCUCGCUCCAAUACCAUUCUGGAUCAGUUCAGCCUCCCUCCCACGUCCCCUGCCUUAUGCAUCUGUGCUGUGCCCCCUACUGGAGAUACUGCAGGAACUGUGUGGAUUGGAACACUGGAUGGAGGUGUGCUGAUUCAUUCGUCCUCCAGCUCCAGGCGCCGCUGUCUGCAGUCUGUCAGUCUUUCUGAGGGGGUUCACUCUCUGACGUAUUCUCAGGGUGAGGUGAUCGCUGGCUUGGCCAAUGGGACGCUUGCAUUCUUCACCCACAGUUCAGGCAUCUGGGAUCUCCAGUCUCAGGAGGUGCUUUCGCUCGGCGCGCAGCCUUUGCAGCCCGUUCGCUGCUGCCUAGCAAAAGAGGGCUGUCUUUGGGUGGGCUACUGGAAUAAAGUUUACAUGAUCAGUGUGAAAAUUCGGAAAGUAGAGAAAUCGUUCACAGUGUCUGAGCGAAGUGAGCAGCAGGUGCGUUUUCUGUGCGCAGCAGGAAGUGGCGUUUGGGCCGCCUGCCGUUUGGAUCCAAUUCUUAGGCUUUUUGAUUGGACAACUGGCCGUCCUCUACAGGAAGUAGAUUUAUCGUCCGUAGUGACUAAAGCCUUAGGUUCUGCAUUCCUGUCCCUCUCUCCUCUUCAGAUCACAGCCAUGUCUGUGGUCAGUGGGCGGUUGUGGGUGGGAACAGGAAGUGGCGCAAUCUUCUCAGUUCCACUGUCCCUCACUUCAGAGUCCUGCUCUAUACCAUACUGCUCUCUUGCUUCAGCUCAGCUCUGUUACCAUGGCCAUCGACAAGCAGUUAAAUUCAUCAUUUCUGCUCCAGGCUGCCGUAGUUCCUCUAAUUCAGCAGAUGGCGCUGCUACUACCUCUCAGCUCAUUCUCAGUGGCGGGGGAGGAUACAUCAACUUCCGAAUUGGAGAUGAUGGAAGUGAUGGGGCCAGUGAGUCUGUCCUACAGAGAUCAGAACGAAGUCACAUGAUUAUUUGGCAGAGCCCCACCCCCUCCGUCCCAAGCCCUGCGCUCUGAAAGCACUUCAGCUGUUCACACAAACAGUCUUCGAGCUCUAUCAGGAGAAGAUUGAGCGUACUACACAGAACAAUGCAUUACUUUUCUCCUGUCUCCCUUCUAUAGAUUCUCCCAAAGGGAAGUAAAGGGCUAAAGUCAAAGUAAAGAAUUAAGAGUUCUAAGAAAUUUAAUUUUGGACCUACAGAUCUUCAUUCUGCACUUUCAUUUUAGUUUAACUGACUUUAAAUGACAUUGUAUUUUUUUUUAAAGUCCCAUAACUGCUCCACAGACUUCUCUCCAGUGUGCCUUAGUGUAUGUUUUCAAAUUCUGCCUUGUCUUUGACCAGUGUUUUUUUUUUUUUUUUUUAAUUGUACACAACAAUCAUCCUAAAUGCUGGAACAAAGAUGGGUUGUAAUUGUAAUGUUAGGCCAGGAACUAUUAAUAUAUUAUUUUAUUAUUUUUAUUUUAAAUCAUGAGGAGUGAUUCAACUGAUAUGCUGCUGGUAAUGACAUUAAGUAUUUUCAAAAAUAGUCUGUUGGUUGCUUGUCAUGGACUAGAUCAACUGGAAACUCGCACAAAGAACAGUAACAUCAAAAUGACAAGAAACUGACCCAGACUGACACACUACCUACAUUCUGUGACCUUGAUAACUAUAGUGCAUAUUUCAAUCUGAACAAAAAGGGUAGUUUUCUUUAGGUUUGGUGUUUAUGGUGAGGUUUUAUUUUUCAUUUUACUAUUAUUUGUUAAUGGGUUCUAAGUUAUUUGUUGUGAAAUCAUUUUUUUGCAGUAUUUUUUGAAUGUGUGGCUCUAACUAUUUAAUAAGUGAGACAGAAAAGGUGACAAUGUUCUGUUAACUGGAAAAUGUUAUGAAAAUGUGCAACUUUGUAAAUACAUUUUCACUCCAAUUAUAAAUUGUGUUGAAUUUUGUUCUGAAAAAGAGUCAGUAUUGUUCAAAUAAAGCACCAAUGCUGCAUGUUUGAUUUUAAA
Cyprinus carpio (common carp) is the source of this 2424-nucleotide messenger RNA. RefSeq names its product C-Jun-amino-terminal kinase-interacting protein 4-like. Lineage: Eukaryota; Metazoa; Chordata; Actinopteri; Cypriniformes; Cyprinidae. Bases 322 to 1458 code for a protein of 378 amino acids. Gene Ontology annotation, molecular function: MAP kinase scaffold activity; signaling receptor complex adaptor activity; kinesin binding. Gene Ontology annotation, biological process: vesicle-mediated transport. The record is from RefSeq and is a predicted model, not a curated record. The transcript has 11 exons. Gene Ontology annotation, cellular component: cytoplasm.